AUGGGGGAGGGAGCGGAAGCAGAUCCCCUUGGACAGCCUCUUACCAAUGCCAUAGACUUGAAGAGUGGAGGAGAACCAGGUCAUCCAGCUAAUUCCAGCUCCAGAAAACCUGCAGUAUGGGAACGUCCAGCUGUCCUCAGAGCCAUAACCGUGGUUAUGACGGUCGUCGUCAUUGCUCUAGUAGCAAUUUUGAUAGUGGAAAAAUCUAGGCCGUCUCCUCCAUGCCCCCCUGCCGCCUCCUGGUGCCCGGACGGCUGGAUCCGGAUCCAAGGGAAAUGUUACUAUUUUUCUAAGGCCGAAGGGAACUGGACCUACAGCCGGAGCUUCUGCUCGUCACACGCUGCCUCCCUGGCUGGGAUUGAGAGUCCGCAGCAGCUGGGUUCCCUGCUGCCCUACAAAGGCAAACUGGACCACUGGAUCGGCCUCCGGAAGGACACGGGCCAGGUUUGGAAAUGGGUCAACGGGACCGAGUUUGACCAUCGGUUUGAGAUACAAGGAGGACCAGACUGUGCGUUUCUGGACGAAGACCUCAACGUCAUGACCUCCAGCUGCAGCUCACUGAGAAAAUGGAUCUGCAGUAGACCUGAUACCCCUGUGAAGGGAGAGGAGCAUGGAGUGGGAGGGGAUUCGUGA
This is a messenger RNA of Terrapene triunguis (Three-toed box turtle), 633 nucleotides long. RefSeq names its product C-type lectin domain family 2 member D-like. NCBI's taxonomy places the organism in Eukaryota, Metazoa, Chordata, Testudines, Emydidae. The coding region runs from base 1 to 633 and encodes 210 amino acids. The record is from RefSeq and is a predicted model, not a curated record. The transcript has 5 exons.